CAUACAGGAUCAUCAUUGCAAAAUAGGGGAGACAUAAGCAAUUAGGCCAUAUUGUCUCUCCAGCCAUGAGCCUCGUUGCUCGACGUGGAUAACCACCUUCACCAACGCACUAUUUGACCUACGACUGAAAAGGUCAAGCAGAUCAAAGCACCCUUCUACUCCUUUUUUUUAUUUUUUUAUUUCUUCUUCUCUCUUUUCACGCACCUUUUAAUCACUCGGCCACACUGAGUCAUAAACAAAAAAGCUAAGCAUGAUACCCAGUCCACAGAUGCAACCACAGCGGCCUCGGUUACCAGUAUCAACUUCAAGUGGCACAGGUAGCAGCUCUGCAAACAAUGCUAAUAUUGGGACUGUGGGCAAUUCACCAGCAUCCAGUACGACGCCUGUUCCGUUUUACAACGUUCAUCAGCCAUCCGCACGGUCACCACUCAGUCAGGAAACAACGCCUUUUGGACUCUUUCGACAUAAAAACUUGUCUACUUCUGCUCUCCCAACAACUCAAAGUCCAGCAUCGUCAUCAUCAAACCUGGCUUUAGCCCCAGUCACCUCCGCUUCAACCACCAGUUAUUCUCCCAACUCAUCCUAUACCAACCUUGCAGACUCUUACAACGCUAGCCAAAAGAACAUAGAUCCAACGUCCCGUCAAAAUGCUACUUAUUCGCCGUCAACUCCACUCCCACCUCCUUUACAGCUGCAUGCCAAAAUGAACAACACUAGUUCAAGUCCAAAGAUCAAUGGAAGGCCAUCCUCUUUUCAAUAUGUAGCUCAGUACUAUGCCUGGUGGGACUACAUUGCACGAGAGCAUGAUGAACUUUCGUUCAAAAAGGGUGAUAUUCUGUUAGUUAGCCGUGAAUUCGAUGAUCUAUGGUGUUUAGGCUCAGUCAUGAGGCCUGAUAAACGGACAAGCGCACGGCAUGGUUUCUUUCCUUUACAGUAUUGCUCUUUAGAAAGUCAAUGUUAUGUCCCUGCUACCAGAGUGGCUGCUCGUUCAGGAACAAUACCAGGAACAGAACCAGGUGGCCGAUUAAGCAUCGUCCAUCCUUUCAAUGCCACAGCUCAGGAUGAAUUGACGCUUCGACCAGGAAAUCAAGUGCGACUCAUUCAUGUCUUUGAUGACGGCUGGGUCCUCGGGGAGCAGAUCGAUCAUGCAGGAGUUGUCAUUGCAGUGGGUGCGUUCCCAGCUUCCGUUGCUAAGCCUGUCACUGCCAUUGUCUUGGAGUCUUUGGCCGCAGCAUCAGGAGGGGCAACAUUAGCAGGAGCUGUUGCUGCUUCAGUUUCUUCUCCGUCAAAACAGAGGCAUGGAAGCUCCCCUCUUGUUCCAACGGCACAAGACAUUGGUCUCAUUAAACUUUCUCGACAACGAGAAGAAAGUAACGGCAGCACGGGCCCUUAUAACGCUUUGUAUAGUCACCAAAACUCAAGUGGUCAUCUUUUACAGUACCAUACCAAUGGCAGCAGUAUAAAUAGUUCAACUUCCACCAUCAAACUACCAGGGUCACCCACAUCUUCGCCUUUUGCUCCUGGACAAAGCCAUCGAGCAUCGCCCCCCAUCAUUUCAGCGAGAUCACCACUCUCAGGAACAGAAUCUUCACGCACUAAUCCCCACCCUAAUCGUACUAGUAUUCAGAGCUUAAAUGAUGGAAAGCGGAAUGGAAACAACAACAAUAGCAGUAAUAGCAACAACAAUAAUGGAGCAACGUCACCUACAGUGACGGAAGAACAAGUCAUACGGGCUCUUCAGGAUAGGCCAGCCCAGGAUGCAAUUCUUCAGUUAUAUUUAGCUCAGAAGGGCGAUCCUAAUAUUGUGGAUGCAAACGGAAACUCGUUGUUGCACCUGGCGAUCAUUGCACACUCACAAGCCAGUCUUGUUUUUCUACUGAAUGCACCAGAUAUUCGUCUAGAACAUGGAUCUCCUAUCAGUCCACUUUAUACGGCGGUGCGCUUCCGCUCAUGGAAGGCAGCGCAGCAGCUGCUUAUUCAGGGAGCAGAUCCGAAUGUGCACGAUGAACGCGGCCUAUCGGUUUUGCACGUUGUGUUGCUGUUCAUGACCAAAGGUGAUACAUUAGCAGAAGAAGUUGUUCAUCUCUUGUGUGAGAAUAAGGCAGAUGUCAAUUGUGUCGCAAAUGACAAAAGAGUUAUACCGCUAUCGAUCGCAGUCGAACGCGAACUUUGGGCAGAGGUUGAAAUUUUGAUGGCUUAUGGAGCAAAUCCCCACUUGAUUUGGGGCAGAGAUCGGCGACAGAGCAUAGGAUUAGGACAGAUGGAUGGAGUUGGAGCCAUUACGAAUGGCAACACCAAUAACAACGCGCUCACAGCUCUAGCCACUACGACUAGCUAUUUCAACGAUCCUUUAUGGGAAGCAGUGAAUGAUGAUAAAGUCCAUUUGGUUAGACUACUACUCAAAUUCUAUUAUGCCCCAACUAGCUUUGCAGCAACAGCAGCAGCAACAUCAUCUUCACCGUCGCCUUCUCCAUCUUCAACACAGUCUUCGCAGUCUUUUUUCGGGCCUCAACACUCAUUUCUGCAUCAUUCAUCUGCAUCGUCUUUUACUACCAACAAUGGCAGUAGUACCAACAUCAAUAUCCCUAAUAUACCACAUGGAGCAUCUGUGCCUAUGCCGUUUGCAGGAAAUGGCGUAGGUGGUCCUGGAACACCACCAUCAAUCCCUUCACCGUCCUCAGCUCAAUCUUCCCCGGGGUCAGCAGCCUUGGUUGGAUACAUGAGCCAACGUGCCAAUGCAGCAGACAGUGUAGGGUCUCCAAAGUUGGCAACACUCCCAGGUGGCAGUGGUCAUGUGGGCUCGUUCACCAAUGCCAGUGCUAAUCCUAAUAUGGUGGGAGGCUCAAACCCAAUCUAUGUGAUUACACCCAAGGUAUUACUUCAAGCAUUGACAUUAGCGAAGGACCUGGGCCACAAUGACUGUCUACAGGUGUUAUCUCGACCUGAAGUAACGUUGAAAGAAGGAACCCUGUAUGGUACAGGCAGCUAUGGAUACAACCAACUUCACAGCCAGAGUUUCUAUGGCCCGUUCCAUAAUGGCCCUGGACACGGGUCAGGAGGCGCGAAUGGCAAUCAUGGUGGAGGCAAGGAGCACCGUAAUCUGAUUCAAAAGCUUACGAGUCUAUUCAAGUAAUCUGUUUACCUUCCAACCACUAUUCUUAUUCUCAUUCUUUUUUCUUUUUUUUUUUUUCCUCUUUUACUUAAUUUCAUAUACCUUG
Messenger RNA from Lobosporangium transversale, 3218 nucleotides. RefSeq lists its product as hypothetical. The transcript has a single exon. Gene Ontology annotation, molecular function: protein binding. The record is from RefSeq and is a predicted model, not a curated record. Lineage: Eukaryota; Fungi; Mortierellomycota; Mortierellomycetes; Mortierellales; Mortierellaceae. Bases 251 to 3133 code for a protein of 960 amino acids.